AUGAAUUCGGCGGAACAGACGGUUACAUGGUUGAUUACGCUCGGGGUGCUGGAAUCGCCAAAGAAGACCAUCUCAGAUCCUGAAGCAUUUCUGCAGACCUCCCUGAAGGAUGGGGUGGUCUUGUGUAGACUCCUGGAGCGGCUCAGCCCGGGGUCCACGGAGAAGGUUUACCAAGAACCGAAGAACGACGGCGAGUGCCUGAGCAACAUAAAAGAGUUUCUGAAGGGCUGCACGGCUUUCCGCGUCGAGCCAUUCGAGGCCAGUGACCUGCUGCUGGGACUGAACUUCUCCAAAGUGCUCAGCAGUUUGGUUACUCUGAAUAAAGUGACUGCAGAUAUCGGUGUGGGCAGCGAUUCGGUGUGCGCCCGACACUCUUCAGCCCACCGCAUCAAGUCGUUCGAGUCGCUGUCCUCUCAGGCUUCACUGGGCCGAUCCUCCAAGCUGCUGCAGAACCAGUUUCGCAGCCUGGACAUGUCAGAGAACAGCGGACAGCAGCUGCUGGUGAAGGCGCGUUUCAACUUCCAGCAGACCAACGAGGAUGAGCUCACCUUUGCUAAGGGCGAUUUCAUCAGCGUAACUCGUCAGGAGGAGGGCGGCUGGUGGGAAGGGACGCUUAAUGGCAAGACUGGCUGGUUUCCUAGCAACUAUGUGCGUGAGGUCAAGGGCUCCGACAAACAAGUGUCCCCCAAGUCUGGCACCCUUAAGAGCCCACCUAAAGGCUUUGACACAUCUGCAAUCAGCAAGACGUACUAUAAUUUGGUGUUACAGAACAUUUUAGAAACCGAGACUGAAUAUUCCAAGGACCUUCAGAGUCUCCUGAUGAACUACCUGCGACCUCUUCAGAAUAUUGAAAAACUGAGCAGCUCAGAUGUGGCUCUGAUUCUGGGAAACCUGGAAGAGAUCAGCACCUUCCAGCAGAUGCUCGUCCAAUCACUGGAGGAGUGCACCAAGCUUCCAGAAAGCCAACAAAGGGUGGGCAGCUUCUUCCUUAAGCACAUGCCACAGAUGAAGGCUCUCUAUGUUGGUUACUGCUCGAACCAUCCCUCUGCAGUUAAUGUACUCACCCAAUACGGUGAAGUAUUGGGAGAGUUUAUGGAAGGGCGCGGUGCUGUCAGUCCCGGGAUCCUCACCCUGACCACAGGCCUCAGUAAACCCUUUAUGAGACUGGACAAAUACCCCACACUACUUAAAGAGCUCGAGAGACACAUGGAGGAGAAUCACCCAGACAGACCAGACAUCCAGAAGUGCAUGACGUCUUUCAAAAGUCUGUCGGCUCAGUGCCAGGAGGUGCGGAAACGAAAGGAGCUGGAGCUGCAGAUUCUUACAGAAUCCAUCCGGCUGUGGGAGGGGGAUGACAUCAAAACCUUAGGCUCUGUGAUCUACAUGAGCCAGGUCUUGGUCCAGAGUCAGCUGUCAGAGGAGAAAAAUGAGCGUUACCUCAUGCUCUUCCCCCACAUCCUCCUCAUGCUGUCUGCCAGCCCCAGGAUGAGUGGCUUCAUAUUCCAGGGAAAAUUGCCCCUGGCAGGCAUGGCAGUAACCCAACUAGAAGACUGUGAAGCCCAUAAAAAUGCUUUCGAGCUCAAUGGCACAAUGUUUGACCGUCUCCUGGUGAUCUGCACCAACCAGCAGGACCUGCAGGACUGGGUGGAACACCUGACCAGACAAAUCAAACACACUGCAGCCACAGCGCCCAGCCACAAACCACUCACUGUUCCCUGCCACACGCUCCCAUCUCACCCUCUCACCCCAUCCCGACAUGCUGAGAACAGGGCUUUGACAGUGGCUCCUACCUACCACACCCUGCCUCACCCAUCCUCCCAUGGGACACCUCACAACACCAUGAUGUGGGGCCCACUGGAACCACCAAAUACCCCCAAACCAUGGAGCCUGAGCUGCCUGCGACCUGCACCCCCGCUACGGCCCUCUGCCGCCCUCUGUUACAAGGAGGAUCUUAGUAAAAGUCCUAAGAGUGUGAAGAAACUUCUUCCCAAGCGCAAACCUGAGCGGAAACAGUCGGAAGAGGAAUUUGCCUUGAGGAAGAGCACAGCUGCUCUGGAAGAAGACGCCCAAAUCCUGAAAGUUAUCGAGGCAUACUGCACCAGCGCCAAAACCAGGCAGACUCUUAACUCUACCUGGCAGGGCACCGACCUGAUGCACAACCACGUGCUGGCCGACGUGGACCAGUCCUGCGUGGACUCGCCGGGCCGCCGUAGCAGCGUGUCCCGGCCAGAACUGACCUCUGACCUUUCGGAGGACUCAGACUAUGACUCCAUCUGGACCACCCACAGUUACAGAAUGGGCUCAGUGCCACGCAAGAGCUGCAUCUCUCACCAGAACUGAAGACCGUACAGUACUGCCAAGCUGUGCUGUGAAGUGAAGUACAGCCCGCUUACCUCUUUUCUCUUCAAUGUGUUUGGAAAAAAAAAAGAUUUUUUUUUAAUUUAUCUAUUUAUUUUCUAUUAUGAUUUUUUAAUUUUUGUGUUAACUUAUUUGUUUUAUUUAUUUUUCGACAGUUUGUUUGAAGAUGUUUCAGGCAUCUCCCUGUUGCCUUUGCCAUUUCCCCUUUUAUGUGCCUCCUCUCUUUCUGUAGUUGUCAUGCAGUAGGUGUUUGAUAAUUUAUUGUUAAUUUAUCUUGAAUGUGACCACUCCCCUUGUUUGAACAUAAAUGGGGUAAGCUCUCAGGAGAGAGUACAGGGAUUUCAGAGUGGAAUAUGUGGGAGGGAGACCCAGGGGUGGGAGAAAUGGGGACUGAGCUUUUCCUGUCUGAUAUUCAGAUGUAUUUCAGGAACGACUGUAUUCUAUUUACCAUGUACUACUCCUCUCCAGUAUGUGUUUCUAGAGUAUGUAUGCUGAAACAUAGCACAGAUGCUACACAGGUACAGGCACAUAUCCCCCUGCUGUCUGAAAAUAUAACGGCAUGCAAAUGCAAUAUCCAAAUUAUCGACGUUUAAUAGAAUUUUCAGAACAUGAAGUUAUACCCGUGUUGCAAACCCGUGACAGCAUGAAAUUUAACAUUCCAGAUAGCUGUUGUGUGUUCAGUCCAAACUGAAUAUUCAGUGGUUUAAUUAAAUAUUCAGCGCCUAAUAGUUUGUCAAAUUCAGUCCAUUUUUUUGUCCUUUGUCCAUAGCUGCUACAGAAAGAGGAGAUUAUCACAUACUCUUCACUCUCUGAGUAAGGUGUUACUAAUUUGAUUAAAGUCAUUCUACCAAGACUGAUAAAUAAUAAGGUUCUGACUGCCUAAAUGACCAAAAAACUCCAUUUCAGACUUGCCUAUAGUAGUAUGCAGAUGUACAGAUAGUUUUAGUACUUCUCUUGUGACCAUUGCGAAUAUAAUUCUAGCUCUAUGGUAUCAGGUGGGGGGGCAGACUGUCUGCAGGACUACAUACCACCGCUGGCAUUAAGUAAUUGGAUAUCAUUUGUUUUCCUUUGAUUUUUUUUUUUUUUUAAAGUGAAGAAGUGACUCUUAUUACUGUUCCUUUUGAUAGUUUACUCCUAGUGUAGUCCCUAAGGCAUCAUCCUCAGCCUGAUCUUAAGGGUCCCCAGUUUUCUCUUAAAUAUACAGUUUCAACUUUGAAAUACAAGUCAAAAUCUCAGGCUUCAGGAUUCAGAGUGCUCUAAAAGCUUAGUCAUUUGUUCUCUUUUCGUGAUACAUAACGACACGUCGAGAUGUAUGACGAUAAAGAGAGGGGUCUUCUUGAUACAUCUUCUGUUUGUAAAGACAGCCAAUAAGGAGAAAUCUGGCGGCUUAAAAGGGAGAGGAGCUAAAAUAACUUGGAUUAAAGUCAAGACCACACAAAGGAGCAGUAUAAGCUAAAUAAGGAUUAUUAUGAGCAAUAAUCAUGCAAAGACACUCUAGUAGAGUCAAGGAAUAAGAAUAGGAGUUUAAUUGGUCCCUUUAAUCUCUAGUAAUGUUUCUGUCCGUAUCACAGGGUUGCAUUUAUAUAAUGGUUUAAUACUCAAGUUAAUGAAUUAUUGAAAUGAAAAGUUUCAUAUAAAACAGGCGAAGGGUGUCAGUCUGUGAGCUACAAGCUAAAACGGCUACAAUCCUAUAGCAGAAAUUGAACGCCUUCGUUUGAUGGGGGAUAUGUGUCCCAUACGUUAAAGAAACAGCUUACCAUUUGGGGAAAUGCACUCACUACAUUUCUUGCCAAGUUCUGUGUGAAGAGUGAUAACACCCUCAUUCAGUAUGACUCUGAAGCUUAGCAUAAAGGACGAGAAGAGCUAGUCUGCCUCUGUCUAACGGUAAUAAAUCCAACAGCUAGGACCUUUUUAAACGUCACCAUUUUAAUAAACAAAAUUCAGCAGGUUAAUUUUAGCGCACUAACGAGUGCUUGUUGACUGACAGAACUAGUUUUUUGUUGUUGUUGUUGUUGUUUUUUAAGUUUUGCUAGGUUUGGCUAAACAUGUUGCAACUCCAGCUCCAGCUCUAACCCUGCAAGCAUGAAUUGAUAUCAGUCUUCUUAUGUCACUCAUCCAUGGGAAGAAGCAUUUACUUGCGUCUAACUUUAAGUCAUGAAUUUGCGUUAUGUGCCAGGAGAACAGCUUGUCAGCCAUGUUUACUAGCUUUCAACGUCAACUAGCUCGACAGGCUUCUCAGACAGGAGAGGAUGGUUAUAAAGUCACCGAUGAAACUAAUAACUCUGGGUGUAGCUCUUGUUGUAUGCUCUGACAAUUUGAACCACAGAAAAAUGUUCAAUGCCAUUUGAAAACAUCACCCCUUUUCUUUCUUUCUUUCUUUUUUGUUGCAACAAACUAGCACCUAUGCUGUGGCCUCAUUACCGAGACUUGCCUUCGCGUCGUCCGGCUUGUGAGGCUUCCCAUACUAUCUAGCGUUAAUGACUAUUUUUAUGAAGAAGUAUUUUUCCAGUCUUGGAUAUUAAAAGUACAGGCUGACAUCCUCUUACAGUAAGCAAUGUAAGUGACAUAGAAUAUAUUGGUCCAUGUUACAGUUUGAACUGCUCUUUUUUUUCUUCUUCUUCUUGUAUUUAUUAUUUGGUAUAAAUGCUCCUUUUUAAAAAAAUUAUUUAUAUUUUAUUCUGUAUGCCGAUGUUUACAAAAUGAUCCCUGGAAGAAUCUUUUUUUUUUCUUUUUGAAAUUUUCUCGGUCUGUAUCAACGUUUACACAGAAUUUAUGACAUGAAGUGUUUGAGUUCUUUUGCACAAUCAUGUAACAGGCCAGUGGGUGGGUUGAGGGAUAGAAUCUGUUCAAAUUCUGUACUUUUUGUCGUCUGCCUAGAGUGUGUAUGAUAUAAUCCUAAAGGUAGACUUAAGUAUUCAGUGUUACUGUAAAGUAAAUGCUCAUUCGUAGUGUAAAUGCUCACCCUCUGUGUUUUGAUAGCAUUGAGGGUUUAAAAAGAAAAAAAAAAAGCAAGAGAGAGAGAGAUCAUGAUUAUACAGGAACAUUUCUAUGUGAACUACUCGUUCAGCUCACAAUACUGUCAGAGUGGACUUGAAAUAUAAAGAGCACAUAAUGACCCUUUCUGUAAAUACUAGUUGUCUUGGAGCAAGGAAAAAAAAAUCCAUUCAAUCUUCUAUGAGUAUUUGAGCUAAGAAUAUCACUGUCCUUAUAUCAUGUGCUAUAUUUUGUGACAGGUGUAUUCUGUGGUUUUAAACUAAGUCGAACUGUGGGACAGGCAGGGUGACGAGACUAACUGUCUUUAGCCAACAUUGUCCUCUGUGUGCUCAAAUGUUGUAUUCAGUUCACACACGUGGCCAUGUCUUAUCUGCAAACGGCGCCUUCGGUGUAUUUGUUCUACACUGCUGAAGUGUUCAAGUCCCAAACGCUGUAUUCUGAGUUUUGAAUAAAUCUGUCAUUUGGUAGACGUUGGCAUUCAUGUGACUUUGUUUUUGCAGAACAAGUAUGUGGUUUCAUUUGGGAGAGAUGGUGAAGUCUUUGUUAGUUUCAAAUGACCAAGAAGCUGUAUGACGAAUGGUCAAAUGACUUUGUUUUUUUGUCUCCGCUUUGCUUUCACUAUCCUCUGUGUCUUCUGUCUGAAAACCGGUCUGUGCAUGACUAACACACAACUACAACCAGCUGUGCGUGUUCGUGUCUCUUGGAUGCUGUGUGUCAUUCCAAUAAAAUUCCGAUUUUGGUCUUAAAAAA
Oreochromis niloticus (Nile tilapia) is the source of this 6102-nucleotide messenger RNA. RefSeq names its product Rho guanine nucleotide exchange factor (GEF) 7a (gene arhgef7a). Gene Ontology annotation, cellular component: cytoplasm; lamellipodium. The coding region runs from base 1 to 2340 and encodes 779 amino acids. NCBI's taxonomy places the organism in Eukaryota, Metazoa, Chordata, Actinopteri, Cichliformes, Cichlidae. The transcript has 19 exons. The record is from RefSeq and is a predicted model, not a curated record. Gene Ontology annotation, biological process: lamellipodium assembly; intracellular signal transduction. Gene Ontology annotation, molecular function: guanyl-nucleotide exchange factor activity; protein binding.